Molecule: messenger RNA, 780 nt
Organism: Saccharomyces mikatae IFO 1815
Lineage: Eukaryota; Fungi; Ascomycota; Saccharomycetes; Saccharomycetales; Saccharomycetaceae
Gene: SPO7
Product: Nem1-Spo7 phosphatase regulatory subunit SPO7
Exons: 1
Coding region: 1-780 (259 amino acids)
Biological process (GO): nuclear envelope organization
Cellular component (GO): Nem1-Spo7 phosphatase complex
Molecular function (GO): protein phosphatase regulator activity; phosphoprotein phosphatase activity
Source: RefSeq, a predicted model, not a curated record
AUGGAGCCAGAGAGUAUAGGUGAUGUAGAAAAUUAUGUCCAGGAUGAUAGUGGUAGUGUAGUAUCCGGGCCUCGUAAGCGUUCUGGAAGCAAGACAUCUAGUGCGAAGAAUAUACGGAACUCCAGUAAUAUCUCCCCAGCAUCGAUGAUUUUUAGAAACUUACUAAUACUGGAGGAUGACUUAAGACGCCAAGCUCGUGAACAAAAAAUAUUGAAGUGGCAAUUUACUUUGUUUCUAGCAUCUAUGGCCGGUGUAGGUGCGUUUACCUUCUACGAAUUAUAUUUCACUACAGAUUGUGUUAAGGGCUUCCACAGAGUUAUUCUGCAGUUCACUCUUUCUUUUAUUUCUAUAACUGUAGUUCUAUUUCAUAUUAGUGGGCAAUAUAGAAGAACCAUUGUCAUUCCAAGAAGAUUUUUCACCUCUACUAAUAAGGGGAUUAGGCAGUUUAAUGUGAGGUUAGUUAAAGUCCAGUCUACGUGGGAUGAAAAAUAUACAGAUUCCGUAAGGUUCGUGAGUCGAUCAAUUGCUUAUAGUAAUAUUUACUGUCUGAAAAAAUUUCUGUGGCUUAAAGACGAUAAUACCAUCGUGAAAUUUUGGAAAAGUGUCACGAUACAAUCUCAACCGAGAAUCGGUGCUGUAGAUGUGAAAUUGGUGCUUAAUCCCAGAGCAUUUAGUGCAGAAAUUAGAGAAGGAUGGGAAAUUUAUAGAGAUGAGUUCUGGGCUAGGGAAGGAGCAAGAAGACGCAAACAAGCGCAUGAACUCCGACCUAAAUUAGAAUGA